Miscanthus lutarioriparius is the source of this 273-nucleotide messenger RNA. Lineage: Eukaryota; Viridiplantae; Streptophyta; Magnoliopsida; Poales; Poaceae. The record is from the annotation of a GenBank genome assembly.
AUGCCUCGCCUCAAACACCUCUGCUUCACCGACGUCAGCGUGAGGACGGAUGACACCAAAGCCACCAUCACCGUGCUCGCCGAUGACCUGAGGACUCUCCGCAUGUCAUGCCGUUGGUACAGCAAGACUAAUUCACCAUCAGAGCCGCUGUUGUUCUUGUGUCACUUGGCCGUCACAGCCGUGUUCACCAAAUACUCGUUGUUCCGCUUACGCGCACCCAAGCUGGUGGUGUUCGAGUGGCGAUGCUAUUAUGCUGACGAUGUGCGCAUUUAG